This is a messenger RNA of Aegilops tauschii subsp. strangulata, 1937 nucleotides long. RefSeq names its product 65-kDa microtubule-associated protein 6. The record is from RefSeq and is a predicted model, not a curated record. Lineage: Eukaryota; Viridiplantae; Streptophyta; Magnoliopsida; Poales; Poaceae. Gene Ontology annotation, biological process: microtubule cytoskeleton organization. Gene Ontology annotation, cellular component: spindle; cytoplasm. Gene Ontology annotation, molecular function: microtubule binding.
AACUAGCCAGUGGCAAAAGCAUCAGGAGGCCAAAACAGCUAUGCUGUUUGGAUAUAUAAUCUGCUGCUAACUUUAUCUGUAUACUAGGUGGUUAGGCAGCUGUUACAUAUAUGUUCGUUUACUUUGUUUUGAAUAAAUAUUGUGUUUGUGUUUUUCUACUUUUCCAACUUAUGAUGCAUAUGGAGGUACUUUUGUGAUCACCUCGUGUUUUUUACUUUCUACAUAUAUGCGUGUUUGUUUGCUGUUGGUAACUUGAUACUAUAUGCACUAGUACGUAGCAUUUAUUUAAUCUGCUUAUUAUUAUGCGACCACCUCUCUUAAUGGUUAGUAAGUACUGUACUAAGCUGUAAGCCUGUUAUUCACAUGCAGUGUUCAACUCCGUUACGUAACCGCCUUCCUGCAGAGAGAGAGGGAGGGAGGGCAUGCCAGCGUGGCGUGGCGUGGCGUACUUGCAUAAGUACACCGCCUUCCUGCAGAGAGACUUGGUUCGUCCCCGGCAACGGCCCCGGCCUCCUCCCUAUCAAGGUUGCUUGCUCAACUCCAUUCCCGACCCAGGCGCAGCCCCGGUCAAGUCGCACCGCUCGAUGGAUCGAUUGAAGAGGCUGUGCAAGGUGCUCGGGUCCAACUACCAGGAGCGGCUGGAUAAGCUGGGGAUAGCGGCGGGGCACAAGGAGAUGGACGAGAAAACCAGCAAGGCCCUCGAGCAAACAAUCCGAGUACUCGAGGAAGCCAAGGAAGCCAGGUUCUCCAAGCUUCAAGCCUUGGGGUUAAAGCUUCGAGACCUGUGGAAGUUCCACAAUACUGCUCCAGAAAAUAUCUUGGAGUUUGCCGAAACUUUUGCUUGCAUAGAUGCUGAAUCCGCAAAUGAAUUGACCAAGGAGAAGUCACUUUCCAUGGAACUUAUCAGUAAAGCAACUGAAGAGAUUAACACCUUGGAGGCUUCUAUGGUUGCCAAACAGAAGAAGAUGUACUUGGGUAAAAAACAGAAAUUGCUGAAAUUGCUUGAAGAAACGCACAUGGUACCUGCUGACAUGAAAUUUGAUCCCAAGAAAAAAGUAGAAUCUGAUUUCCCCAAGGCAAUAUCAGAUUUGAAGAUUAUGAUUAAACAAGUUAAAGUACAAAUUCUUGAAAGAAAAGAUAUUGUCAUGCGAAUUGAACUACUCCAGCAUGCAGUGAAUAAUUCACUCUCUGUGAAAACAUCUGAAAGGCUACUUCGAUCUUUGAAGAAUAUGGUCGUCCUUGAAGGAACAUUUCUAUUUGAUGGCAAGGAUGUCAAGGUUGUUAUAAAUGAAAUCGAAUAUGAAAUGAAACCAGCUUCAACAAAGCCUGCGCUUCCAGUAAAGAAGAGGAUGAGUGCUCGGCUGACUGAGUUGAGGGACAAGGAGCAGUCCAGUCCUGACCUGCCUCCCCCUCCCUAUCCUUCACGAGUUCGCGAUGGGAAUAGGGAACGCAGGAAGGGGGUAUGGGGCAAGGAAUCCAAGAGGUGAAAAGGCUUCAUGGACGCCCCGCGCAAGGCCCUUGUCAACAAGUCAAGUUACUCGAGUACCGUCCCGACUCCUCCCUCCCAGGAUCACUCGUCUGUCCACGAAGACUGAGCACUUGUAAAGUUGUGUGCUUCAACACGAACUGUCUUCUCAUUUGAAGGCAAGACGCCCGUGACCGACAGCAAAAUGAUAAUGUGGCGAGUAGUUUUUGUUGUGCGGACGUACUUUGGUUUGUUGCUUCUGAGGAUAGAUAGAUGCAUAGAUCUCAGCAGACCAUUCCAUGCGUACUGUCGCUUUACCUGGGAAAACAGUGGCCUCGGCAGGAACCUUGUAGCCAUGAAUCGUGUCAAGUUCCCGACUGUUGGCUGUUAGUACAAAUGUAGAUGGAUCUAGGAUGCCUGUGUUUUGCUAAUGAGUUGCUGGAACGUGCAUAUUAGAACUGUGUUGCGAGUA